AUGCAAAUCAAAAAUGGAAGUGCCUUUAAACAACGUGAAGAGCUCGAGUACGAGCUGGCCUGCGCUCGGCAACCUUCCUUGCGGGAUUCCAUCUUGCCGAACGAUCCCGAAUACAGACGGAAGGGGAGGGAGUAUAAUAUAUUCACAUUAUGCUCUUACAUCGACUCGUUACGUUAUUAUGACAAGCCGAAUUAUGCGAUAAUUCGUGGACUCCUGCGGGAUGCACUCACUUCCAAUGCACUCAGUGAAUUCCCUUAUGACUGGGAGCUCGACCAGAGCAAAUUACCCGAUCCCUCUUCUGCAGCUGCAACAACUCCGCCGAAUGAAGCAAAGCUGGAAAAGCCGAAACCUUCGUAA
Cooperia oncophora is the source of this 357-nucleotide messenger RNA. NCBI's taxonomy places the organism in Eukaryota, Metazoa, Nematoda, Chromadorea, Rhabditida, Trichostrongylidae. The record is from the annotation of a GenBank genome assembly.